This is a messenger RNA of Bursaphelenchus xylophilus (pine wood nematode), 1737 nucleotides long. The record is from the annotation of a GenBank genome assembly. Lineage: Eukaryota; Metazoa; Nematoda; Chromadorea; Rhabditida; Aphelenchoididae.
AUGCGGAAGUCUUUCAUAAAUAAAGUGUUUGUAGGCGUUGGGGCCGUAGGGUUAACAGAAAUUUGUCUGAACCAAGACUUGGGUAUGUUGUGUUCUAUUAUUUUCGAUAUAUCUUUUUCUAGACUUUAGGAAGGCGUGCAUUUCUCGACCAAGGGUGGCUUUUGCGGAAUCUAAGGUAUGUUUAGCUCCUUUCUGAUGUCCUGCAUCUUUAGGACAAGAGUUCUGGCGUGAUUCCUUAUGUUCUGAUUGGGGGAGGCACGGCUUCAUACUUUGCUGCUUUAACAAUUCGCGCAAGAGAUCCUGACGCCAAGGUGUUGAUCAUUGGAGAUGAGGUCCAUUCCUCCUACAAUCGGCCUGCCCUAUCUAAAGGCAAGUUUGCAAUAAUUGCUUUGAUAAAAAUUUCUGGUUAGAUCUCUGGUGGCAUAAUGCAAACCCAGAUGACCCGGAAUCUCUUGAAUACAUCGGUUAUAAAGGACGCAAGAAACACAUUGGAUAUGAAGCUGAAGGGUUUUACAUUGAGCCAGAGAAAAUGAAAGACUUUGAACACGGAUGUGUGGGAUUAAUGAGGAAAACGAAGGUCACCAGAAUCGAUGCUGACAAGAAGAUUGUGUAUCUGGCCAACGGGAAAGAGAUUUAUUACGAUAAAUGUCUGAUUGCGACAGGUAAGCAAUGCUUUUAAUUUUCCCAAGUUUUUAGGUGCUUCUCCUGUUGUUUCGGCGCCGUUUGAUAAAGAUGAACUCGAAGGAAAGGUUUUUAGCUUCAAGAAUGUAAGAUUAAUAACUGAUUUCUUGACGUUUGAUCUAGAUAGAAGACUACAUCACCCUAAGGAAAGCCUUAAAACCGGGAACCAAAGUGGCCGUUCUAGAUGGUGGUUUGUUGGGAACAGAAUUGUCUUUUUCCAUCAAACAUUUUUCGGAGGAUGUUGAAGUUGUUCAAUUAGUGCCAGAAAGUUUUUGUCUGUCCAAGGUAUUACCUCCCAAAUUGGCUGAAGAGUGUUUGUCAGGCAUCGAAUCUGCUGGGGUCAGGGUGAUAAGGAAUGUGAAAGUGGAAUCUGCCAAGAAACUUCCCAAUGGGAUGGUAUACCUCAAGUUGAACACUGACCGGGGCACAGUGACCGUUGUUGUUGAUUAUGUUGUUGAUGGUCAUUCGUGGAAACCGAAUGUGGAGAUUGCCGAGAAAUCGAGGCUAGAGGUGGAUAAUGUGAAUCAAGGGAUUCUCGCGAACUCUGAGUUGAUGGUGAGAAAGGACAUCUACGCCGCGGGAGAUGUGGUCUCUUUCUAUGACCCCGUCUUGGGAAGGAUGAGAAAACAACAAAUUGAACAUGCCGAGAUCACUGGGAGAUGUGCAGGGGAGAAUAUGAGUGGAGGAAGGAAGGUUCUACCCAGAAGGGCAUCAUUCAGAUCUCGAGUUGGAGAGACUUUGUUCUUGGAAGGGGUGGGAAUAACUGACCCAAAGUUAAACACCGUUGUCUUCAGGUCUGAUGUAAGUGACGACAUGGGAAUAGUGGAUUGUUUUUAGGACAAGGAGAGUUUCCCUCGGUGGAUCUGCUUCUACCUGGAUGAGAAGGAGAGAAUUGUUGGUGUUAUUACCUGUAAUAUGACUUACACUCUCGAGUAUGCCCGAAAAUUAAUCGUAGACGCCCAGCCUCGUCUCGAUCUCUAUCAGGUUGCCAAGUUAUUUUCAUUAUACAAGGCGGAGAAGACAGAAGAUUCCGUGGAUGAAUCAACCGCCAAUUAG